AUGGAGUCUCUUUUAACAUCUUUGACAAAGACAUCCAUCAAAGAUAUUGAAAGAAAUGAUUUUCGAUUCGACGUAUUGAAGCAUCAUGGAAGAGACCGAGAUCAUGACCAACAACACAAUCAUGCCGAUGAAGAAGACGAAGAAGAUGAGGGACAGCAAGAAGAUGACGAUGCAGAAGAAGCAGACUUGACAGAGGAUGAUUCAAUAGAAUCAUCAAAUCAUGAUAGCAUGGAGGAGACCUUGGCUAAUCUGAAUCUCAAUGAUUAUGAUUCUAUCAAAUACACAGGGCAUUCUGCUGGUCUGCAAUUAAUAGAUCAAAGUCUAUUCAAAUCGAAGCCCUAUGUACAAUGGCCAGGAAGAGAAGAUGUUGCAUUGCGCCUGAUGUCUCAAAAUGAAUUACUUGUUAUCCGUUCCUCGGGAAAGAAAGACACAAGACUCGAUGUGGGUUUCUCUUUAAAUAGUUCUAUCUUUGAUGAAAAAGAAAUAUGGCAACCUCAGCAAACAACAACAGUAGAUACUUCAUUGCCAUCGCCAAAACUCAUUGAAAAGGCAUUCCAACUUUAUUUUAGCCAUAUCCAUACAUUUCUGCCGAUAGUAAAUAGAACUCGGUUUGAAACACUACAAGUCAAAAAGCCAUCUACAUUCGACCCUUCAAACAACGUGUUGACUCAAGCCAUACUAGCUGUCGCUUUCCGCUUUGCAUCACGCCAUUUCCCAAAGCUGUUCAACAGCAGGAAGGCGGCUCUUUACGCCGAUACUUAUUUUAGAAAGGUGAUGCAGAAAUUGCAAGAUUUCUAUCGGGCUCGUCUUCGACAUGUUCAAGCUGCUUUGCUGAUGACCCUCUAUCUGGAUAUGGAUGAAACUACAGACGUUGAAUCAGUACAAUGGCAUACCUUGGGAAAGACAAUUCGAAUGGCUCAAGAUAUUGGCUUGCAUCGAUCCUGUUCGAAUUGGGAUUUACCUCCUUCAGAAAUCGAGACUAGACACCGAGUAUUUUAUGCCUGUUACGUUUUGGAUAGACUCAUGGGCGCAAGAGCUGGAAAACCAUUGACAAUAUUAGAUCGUGAUUUUGAUACCGACUUACCAGUCGCUCACGAAGUUUACGAUGACAGCAAGGAUACAACUCCUGCAGGACCAUCAAUCUAUCACUCAUUCAUCAAACUUAUCAAACUCUCGGAAAUCCUUGGUAGAGUGUUAAAGGCUCUCUACGCUCCCAAAUCGAAACAUUCAAAUACAAAUGCUGGCCUAGAUGAUCCAACCAUCCUUGCCGUCUUUGACCGCCGUCUCAAAAACUGGAAGGCAAGUCUAGAUGAGACAUCUGAUGAGGGGCCUAAUUGGUCUCAAGCACAAAAAGUGAAUCUAUUAUUACAAUAUUAUACCGUCAUGUUGUUAUUGCAUCGUCCGUUCAUAGAGUUUUCCUCAACAGAAAAGACGUAUAUACAAGGAUCUAUUGACUUGGAUGUGCUUGCCGCUGAUUCCCGGCAAGCUUGUGAAAAUGCAGCCGCCAACAUUUCCGUGAUUAUUCGACAAAAGCAAUCCUUAAUGUCUGACCCUGAUUCCUACGCACCGUUUUGCUUACCCACCUGCUUCGUUUAUUCCAUGUUUCAGUCUUCACUGAUCCAUUUGGCAAUUGCUAUCAAGAACCGAGACUCAUUGCGUCGACUGAGGUUACUCCAACGAUCUAUCGGCCUUUUGAAGCAACAUGAUCAGCUUGCAUCUGCGCAGAGAGCGCACAAUAUUUUGGUCAUGCUGGUUACAAUUAAUGGGAUCAAUAUCAACAAUUUGCUAGAAAAUGAAUCCAAAGACGAAGAUCAACAUAUCCUGGAUGAUGGUUUAUCUCAACAAAUAAGUCCCACAAUGGCUAAAAAGCCUGCAGUUGGUAAUGAAUUACGCUUCGUAAACGAUCAGCCGGUGGUGGAGCAAAUAUCUAGUACGACCGAGGUCAUAAGAGGCUGUGAGGACGAUGCGACAAUGCCAAAAUCCUCCUGGUAUCAACGAAUGAUGAAUACAAGUAUUAUUGGCGGCAUUACAUCUGAUUUACAUGAACACAGCCAUCAUCACAACAACAACAACAACAACAACAACGUAUCGCGAGCACAAACAACAGCAUUAGACCAACUUUUGCCCUUUUCAGAUUUAAACAAUAGAGGUCACACAGUAUACCACCAUCAAGACUACGAUAUAGAAAAUAUGAAGUACAAUCGCCCUACAGCAAUCAUCCCAUACAGUCCUAUGUUGCAACAAAAUCAGCCGCAGCACGAUCAAGGCCCCACCCUUUUAUCGAAUCAAAUACACCCAAGAACUGGCCUAACACCAACACCAUUUUACCCCCCACAAGCAACAGCGCAUUAUGGAUCCAGUGGACCAUCUCCAUUCCCGAAUAGCGUGUUUGAACACCCACCACCACCCCAACAUUUGAAUUUUCCUCAUUAUACCAAUUCAUCCCAUGCAACAACGGUAGCAUCAACGACGGCGACGACAAUAAGUGUUCCGUCUAGUUUGAAUUGGAAUGAUUGGAGUGUUUAUCUCGGUCAACAGCAUCAGCACCCACAUAAUCCCUCAUCCCCCCCUGAAUCACAGCAACAGCUGCAACAACACCAUCAUCUCAAUUGUUAA
Mucor velutinosus is the source of this 2616-nucleotide messenger RNA. RefSeq lists its product as uncharacterized. The record is from RefSeq and is a predicted model, not a curated record. The transcript is spliced from 3 exons. Gene Ontology annotation, molecular function: DNA binding; zinc ion binding. Bases 1 to 2616 code for a protein of 871 amino acids. Lineage: Eukaryota; Fungi; Mucoromycota; Mucoromycetes; Mucorales; Mucoraceae. Gene Ontology annotation, biological process: DNA-templated transcription.